Rhinolophus ferrumequinum (greater horseshoe bat) is the source of this 1484-nucleotide messenger RNA. It is a transcript of the gene S1PR4, whose product is annotated as sphingosine-1-phosphate receptor 4. The record is from RefSeq and is a predicted model, not a curated record. Lineage: Eukaryota; Metazoa; Chordata; Mammalia; Chiroptera; Rhinolophidae. Gene Ontology annotation, cellular component: membrane. Gene Ontology annotation, molecular function: sphingosine-1-phosphate receptor activity. Gene Ontology annotation, biological process: G protein-coupled receptor signaling pathway.
AGCAUGCUCCUGGGCCAGGGUGGGAGCCGACCGUUGGUAUGCCCCUCCCCUCCCAGGCCUCACCCUCACCCUGGGGUACCUUGAACAUAACAGGAAAUUUCAAAUAACAGGAAACCAAGACCGGGCAAGUGUGCAGCUCCACCCUGCUUGGGGCCAGCCACCCUGGGCCUCACUCUGCCCUGGGGGACUGCCAUGAACAGCACGGGGUCCCUGGCGGAGGCUCUUGAGGCCUGCCAGCAGCUGGCGGCCGGUGGGCACAGCCAGCUCAUCAUCCUGCACUACAACCACUCAGGCCGGCUGGUGGGGCGGACCGGGUCUGAGGACAGGGGCCUGGGGAUCCUGCAGGGGCUCUUCGUGGCCAUAAGCUGCCUGGUGGUGCUGGAGAACCUUCUGGUGCUGAUGGCCAUCGUGACCCGCAUGCAGUCCCGGCGCUGGGUCUACUACUGCCUGGUCAACAUCACGCUGAGUGACCUGCUCACCGGCUUGGCCUACCUCGUCAAUGUCCUGCUGUCCGGGGCCCGAACCUUCCACCUGGCACCGGCCACCUGGUUCCUGCGGGAGGGCGUGCUCUUCAUGGCUCUGGCUGCCUCCACCUUCAGCCUGCUGUUUACCGCCGGUGAGCGCUUCGCCACCAUGGUGCGGCCAGUGGCUGAGAGCGGGAACACCAAGAAGGUCCGCGUCCUGGGCUUCAUCGGGCUCUGCUGGCUGCUGGCUGCCCUGCUGGGCCUGCUGCCCCUGCUCGGCUGGAACUGCACGUGUACCUUCCAGAACUGCUCCAGCCUGCUCCCGCUCUACUCCAAGGCCUACAUCCUCUUUUGUGUGGUCAUCUUUGGCUGCAUCCUGGCCACCAUCAUGGUGCUGUAUGGGGCCAUCUUCCGGGUGGUCCGGGCCAACAGGCAGACGGCCUCACGCGCCCCAUUGCGUCGCAAUGCCCGCCGGCUGCUCAACACGGUGCUCAUGAUCCUGGUGGCCUUCGUGGUCUGCUGGGGUCCACUGUUUGGCCUGCUGCUGGCCGACAUCUUUGGCUCCAACAUCUGGGCACAGGAGUACCUGAGGGGCAUGGACUGGAUCCUGAUGCUGGCCGUGUUCAACUCGGCCAUCAACCCGCUCAUCUACUCCUUCCGUAGCCGGGAGGUGUGCCGGGCUGUGCUGGGCUUCCUUUGCUCUGGGUGUUUCAGCCUGGGCUUGCGAGGGCCUGGGGACUGCCUGGCCCAGGCCGCCGAAGCCCACUCUGGAGCCUCUACCACCGACAGCUCACUGAGGCCCAGGGACAGCUUUCGGGGCUCCCGGUCGUUCAGCUUUCGGAUGCGGGAGCCCCUGACCAGCAUCUCCAGCGUGAGGAGUAUCUGAACCACAGCCGGGGAGGGUGGCCCAGCCGCCGGUGUGUGCCCACGCAGGCCCUCCUCCCGGCCUGCAGGAGGCCCAGGACGGGUGGCCAGCCUGGGAGCCUGCAGGGAGGCAGCAGGUGGCUGGGAUGGAGAGGA